AUGACCGGCGACAGCGGCGGUAGGGCCCUUCCGUUGGACGCCGCCGCUGGGGCGCGGAGGGACGGCGCGAGCGACUUCAUCGCCGUCGACGUGUGCGACGCUGCCCCGUUAGGCGCUGAGGCGCAGCCCGCGGAGGGUGCGUGGGGCGGCGGCGGCGGCGGCCUCCGGGAAAAGGACGCCGCACUUCUCGAGAUGACGGCGGGGACGGCCCCGCGGCGGCUCAAGCUGCUUGCCGCGCUGCUCUACGCCGCGAUGUCGGUCGGCAUCAUGAUGCUCACCAAGACCAUCCUCACCGAGUUUGACUUCCACUGCUUUAUGUUUGUGGGCUUUCUGCAGUACGCGGCCACGACGGUGGUCUCUUUGCUGCGCCGCCGCCAGGGCGCCGUGAGCUUCCCGCUGAAGGGCCUCGUGCGGAUCAUCCUCGUGGACCUUUUUCCGCUGCCGGUGGUGUUCGUGUUCAACACCCUCAGCGGGCUCGGGGCGACGCAGGCGCUGAACAUGCCGCUCUUUGUGCUGCUGCGCCGCCUCUCGAUUGCGCUGACGCUCCUCGGCGAGGCCGUCCUGCUGCGCUACCGGCACGACUGGGAGACCCGCGCCGCCGUGGCGCUCAUGAUCGCCGGCGCCGUCAUCGCCACAAGCCUCGAUGUGAGGGCCCCGCUGCGGGGGAUAUUGUUCGUGCUCGCGAACGACGCCUGCACGGCGCUCAACGGGGUCCUCACCCGCAGGAAGAUGGACGAGGGCCGGUUUAGCUCGGCGGGGAUCAUGUUCUACACCAACGCCUUCGCCGCCUGCUUCGCCGGCGUGCUGCUGCUCUGCGACGUGCGCCGCGAGCGCACCGCGCUGCGGCGCUUCGACGGCUGGACCCCCGCCCUUCUCGCGGCCCUCGCCCUCAACGCGGUCUCCGGCUACGGCAUCAGCUACGCGACGUACCUCUGCAUGAGGCUCAACUCCCCCCUCACGGUGUCGAUGAUCGGGGCCGGCAAAAACGUCGUCACGUCGUACGUCGGCAUGAUAUUCAGCGACUACGCCUUCACCGUGCCGUCCUUCGUGGGGGUGAACGUCUCGGUGCUCGGCUGCAUCGUCUACAGCCACCGCGAGUUUGUGCGCAUCCUGCGCCGCGAGGAGGGCGACCCCGCGCCCCCGCAGCAGCAGCAGCAGCAGCAGCAGCGCCCAGCGAAGGAGGAGGAGGAGGCGUGA
This is a messenger RNA of Trypanosoma conorhini, 1197 nucleotides long. RefSeq names its product UDP-glucuronic acid/UDP-N-acetylgalactosamine transporter. The record is from RefSeq and is a predicted model, not a curated record. The transcript has a single exon. Gene Ontology annotation, molecular function: antiporter activity; GDP-fucose transmembrane transporter activity. NCBI's taxonomy places the organism in Eukaryota, Euglenozoa, Kinetoplastea, Trypanosomatida, Trypanosomatidae. Gene Ontology annotation, biological process: transmembrane transport. The coding region runs from base 1 to 1197 and encodes 398 amino acids. Gene Ontology annotation, cellular component: Golgi apparatus.